Lepus europaeus (European hare) is the source of this 8739-nucleotide messenger RNA. RefSeq names its product mucin 4, cell surface associated (gene MUC4). The transcript has 46 exons. Gene Ontology annotation, biological process: cell-matrix adhesion. Lineage: Eukaryota; Metazoa; Chordata; Mammalia; Lagomorpha; Leporidae. The record is from RefSeq and is a predicted model, not a curated record. Bases 1 to 8739 code for a protein of 2912 amino acids.
AUGGCGGCCAGGCUCAUGCAAUAUAACCUUGACAACAGCAAUGUCAACGUCAAAUUCGGAACAUUCAACUGUGACAACAGAAGAAACAUCAUCAAACACUGGAAUUCCUACUCAGGACACCUCAGGAGUCUCCACAACAACAACUUCUUCAACAACUUCCACUCAGGAAACAUCAGCAGCUUCUCAGAAUCUACAGUCUCAGGGUACAGAGACCACCAGAGGAUCUCCAACCAGCACCCACCCAGAUCAACUUCUUCAACAACCUCCACUCAGGAAACAUCAACUGUUUCUCAGAAUCCACAGACUCAGAGUACGGAGGCCACCAGAGGAUCUCCAACCAGCACCCAUGUGGAAGUGAUCACAUCAGCAACUCCAUCUUCCCCAGCAACUUCUUCAACAACCUCCACUCAGGAAACAUCAGCAGUUUCUCAGAAUCCACAGACUCAGGGUAGGGAGACAACCAGAGGAUCCCCAACCAGCACCCAUGGGGAAGUGACCACAUCAGCACCUCUAUCCUCCCCAGGUGGACACACUCUGACAGAGACUGUCUCUCAGGUGACAUCCCCUCCAGGUGAAACAGCCACAUCUCCCUCCAGUUUUAGCCAGACAUCAACAACAUCAGAAGUGUUCAAAACUCCAACCUCCUCAUACUCAACUGUGGAAACAACUGAAGAAACGUCAACACGUAAAACUGGGAGUCCUCCUCCAGUCACCUCAGUAGUCUCCACAACAGGAACUUCUUCAACAACCUGCACUCAGGAAACAUCAGCAGCUUCUCAGAAUCCACAGACUCUGAGUCUGGAGACCACCAGAGGAUCUCCAACCAGCACCCACCCAGAUCAAGACACCCCUGAGAACAGCAGAAGUGGUGACAAUGCCAACUUCUGCACACUCAGCUCUGGCAACCACAGAAGACAUGUCAUCCCCUACAACUGUGAGUCCUCCUCCAGUCACCUCAGUAGUCUCCACAACAGCAACUUCUUCAACAACCUCCACUCAGGAAACAUCAGCAGUUUCUCAGAAUCCACAGACUCAGAUCACCUCAGUAGUCUCCACAACAGCAACUUCUUCAACAACCUGCACUCAGGAAACAUCAGCAGCUUCUCAGAAUCCACAGACUCGGGGUACGGAGACCACCAGAGGAUCUCCAACCAGCACCCACCCAGAUGUGACCACAUCAUCACCUCCAUCUUCCCAGGGUGGAAACACUCCGACAGAGACAGACUCUCAGGCGACAUCCCCUCCAGUUGUGGAAACAACAGAAGACACAUCGUCACCUACAACCAGACGUCCUCCUCCAGUCACCUCAGUAGUCUCCACAACAGCAACUUCUUCAACAACCUCCACUCAGGAAACAUCAACUGUUUCUCAGAAUCCACAGACUCAGAGAACUUCUUCAACAACCUCCACUCAGGAAACAUCAGCAGCUUCUCAGAAUCCACAGACUCUGAGUCUGGAGACCACCAGAGGAUCUCCAACCAGCACCCACCCAGAUGUGACCACAUCAUCACCUCCAUCUUCCCAGGGUGGAAACACUCCGACAGAGACAGACUCUCAGGCGACAUCCCCUCCAGUUGUGGAAACAACAGAAGACACAUCGUCACCUACAACCAGACGUCCUCCUCCAGUCACCUCAGUAGUCUCCACAACAGGAACUUCUUCAACAACCUCCACUCAGGAAACAUCAACUGUUUCUCAGAAUCCACAGACUCUGAGUCUGGAGGCCACCAGAGGAUCUCCAACCAGCACCCACGUGGAAGUGAUCACAUCAGCAACUCCAUCUUCCCCAGGUGGACACACUCUGACACAGACAGUCUCUCAGGCGACAUCCCCUCCAGAAGACACAUCGUCACCUACAACCAGACGUCCUCCUCCAGUCACCUCAGUAGUCUCCACAACAGCAACUUCUUCAACAACCUCCACUCAGGAAACAUCAACUGUUUCUCAGAAUCCACAGACUCUGAGUCUGGAGGCCACCAGAGGAUCUCCAACCAGCACCCAUGUGGAAGUGAUCACAUCAGCAACUCCAUCUUCCCCAGGUGGACACACUCUGACACAGACAGUCUCUCAGAAACAACAGAAGAAACAUCAUCCCCUACAACUGGGAGUCCUCCUCCAGUUAACUCAGGAGUCUCGACAACAGCAACUUCUUCAACAACCUCCACUCAGGAAACAUCAGCAGUUUCUCAGAAUCCACAGACUCUGAGUCUGGAGGCCACCAGAGGAUCUCCAACCAGCACCCACGUGGAAGUGAUCACAUCAGCAACUCCAUCUUCCCCAGGUGAAACAGCCACCACAUCUGAUUCUACCUUCAGCAAGACAUCCCCAACAAGUGCAGUAGUCACAACAACACCAAACUCCGCACACUCAGUUGUGGAAACAACAGAAGACACAUCGUCACCUACAACCAGACGUCCUCCUCCAGUCACCUCAGUAGUCUCCACAACAGCAACUUCUUCAACAACCUCCACUCAGGAAACAUCAACUGUUUCUCAGAAUCCACAGACUCUGAAGAGAACAGAAGAAACAUCAACACUUAAAACUGGGAGUCCUCCUCCAGUCACCUCAGUAGUCUCCACAACAACAACUUCUUCAACAACCUCCACUCAGGAAACAUCAACUGUUUCUCAGAAUCCACAGACUCUGAGUCUGGAGGCCACCAGAGGAUCUCCAACCAGCACCCACCCAGUGCAAGACAUCCCCAACAAGUGCAGUAGUCACAACAACACCAAACUCCGCACACUCAGUUGUGGAAACAACAGAAGACACAUCGUCACCUACAACCAGACGUCCUCCUCCAGUCACCUCAGUAGUCUCCACAACAGCAACUUCUUCAACAACCUCCACUCAGGAAACAUCAACUGUUUCUCAGAAUCCACAGACUCAGAGAACUUCUUCAACAACCUCCACUCAGGAAACAUCAGCAGCUUCUCAGAAUCCACAGACUCUGAGUCUGGAGACCACCAGAGGAUCUCCAACCAGCACCCACCCAGAUGUGACCACAUCAUCACCUCCAUCUUCCCAGGGUGGAAACACUCCGACAGAGACAGACUCUCAGGCGACAUCCCCUCCAGUUUUAGCCAGACACCAUCAACAACAUCAGAAGUGCUCAAAACUCCAACCUCCUCAUACUCAACUGUGGAAACAACAGAAGACACAUCGUCACCUACAACCAGACGUCCUCCUCCAGUCACCUCAGUAGUCUCCACAACACCAGACACCAUCAACAACAUCAGAAGUGCUCACAACACCAGCCUCUACAUAUUCAACUGUAGAAACAACAGAAGAAACAUCAUCCCCUACAACUGGGAGUCCUCCUCCAAAACGUCAACACGUAAAACUGGGAGUCCUCCUCCAGUCACCUCAGUAGUCUCCACAACAGGAACUUCAUCAACAACCUCCACUCAGGAAACAUCAGCAGCUUCUCAGAAUCCACAGACUCUGAGUCUGGAGACCACCAGAGGAUCUCCAACCAGCACCCACCCAGAUCAAGACAUCCCCAACAAGUGCAGUAGUCACAACAACACCAAACUCCGCACACUCAGUUGUGGAAACAACAGAAGACACAUCGUCACCUACAACCAGACGUCCUCCUCCAGUCACCUCAGUAGUCUCCACAACAGCAACUUCUUCAACAACCUCCACUCAGGAAACAUCAACUGUUUCUCAGAAUCCACAGACUCUGAGUCUGGAGGCCACCAGAGGAUCUCCAAUCAGCACUCAUGUGGAAGUGAUCACAUCAGCAACUCCAUCUUCCCCAGUCAGCAAGACACCCCCGAGAACAGCAGAAGUGGUGACAAUGCCAACUUCUGCACACUCAACUCUGGCAACCGCAGAAGACAUGUCAUCCCCUACAACUGUGAGUCCUCCUCCAGUCACCUCAGUAGUCUCCACAACAGCAACUUCUUCAACAACCUCCACUCAGGAAACAUCAGCAGCUUCUCAGAAUCCACAGACUCAGAGUACGGAGAUCACCAGAGGAUCUCCAACCAGCACCCAUGGGGAAGUGACCACAUCAGCAACUCCAUCCUCCCCUGCUGCAACAAAAGAAAAAUCUGCAUCAACUUCUUUAAGGACCUCCACUCUGGAUGCAAUAGGGACCCUUCCUUGGGCUACAUCACCUCCAGCACCUCUCCUCGGGAAUCCUUGUCUGUGCCCAACAUAGGUCACACUCACGCCACACAGACCACACCAGAAUCCCAAACCAUGAGUUCAAUCACCCCCGUGACUGACACACUCAAUGUGGCAACAUCCGCAGCCUCUUCUGCCACACCAAGUGGACCCUCAUCCUCAGCAAGCACUCCUCAGGAGGCAUCCACCAUGGCUGAGGUGACAACCUCCAUCCCUGCACCCUCCGGGGACAGACACCCAGCCACAGGACCAUGGGCAGCACCAACCAGCCCCGGCUCCACCCUCCGGCCCUCCGGAGGCCCAUCACCUUCCACAGCAAGCACGGUUUCCCGGGACACUGCUGUCACCUCCACAUCAGGGGGCCCAGGAGGACAGCAGGCAUUGCCUUUUGCAAGCACCUCCCCUGCCACAGCCCAAGUCAUUUCCCAAACCCACCAGACGCGAGGCACAGAGACCACCGGGGAGGCUCAGCCCAGCACACCAGCCUCCUCAGUGCCAGACACCACCGCCACAGCCACGGCUGCCACACCUUCCCCCACGGCAAGUAGCACAACCUCCGGAAGGGCUUUCCCGGAAACGGCCACUGCAGCCAAGACCGCCGACUUUCCAACAACUCCCUCCAGCAGCAGCCACACAACUCCACCAACGGCUGAGCUGUUGUCCUCUGGCACCAGUCACGACGCUACCCCUGGAGCCGUAGGAAUGACGUCUCCUGAUGUACCCAGCACCUUUUCUCCUACCAUCACUGGGGUCCCGACUGAUUGGACAGCGUCUUCCAGGACCCCUCAGGAGAAGCCAGCUGUCUCCCAGAUGGCUCACACUCGAAGUGCGGGAACCACCAGAGGGCCUGAAGUCGGCACCUUGGCCUCCCAGCUCACUGACACCUUCUCAACAGUCACAGCACCCGCACCUCCCGCACCCACGCCCACUGAGCACACAUCACAAACCGAGACUCGCACUCCAUCACCUUCAGGCAGCAGCACAGCCUCUAUCUCAACCCCAGGCAGCCACAGCCAUGGGAGCCAAACGACAAUGCCAGCUUUCAGUCCUCCUACCCUAGUUCCAGGUCACACCGCUCCCCUGUCAGUUACAAGUACUUCCUCCCCACCCACAGCAUCUUUGGGCUCCACAGUGAAGACCAAAACAUCAGGAAUGAUCACAACCUCACUGUGGACAAAUGGUGGGAGAAGCACAGCACUGUCACCGCCCUCAACAACCUCCCUGACCCCUACGAACUCCACGCCCACCACAUCCACAGGCUUCCGUUCAACAGCUCCCUCUGUCCCCGUCCAGCAGGGACAAGGCGUCUCCCUCUUUCCCUACGGGUCGAGCGUUGGAGACACGCAGUUCGUCAGGAGGACCGUGGACUUCACCUCUCAGCUCUUCAAGCCGGGCAUUGGCUUCCCCCUGGGCUCCUUUCUGCGAGAUUCCCUCUACUUCACAGACAACGGCCAGAUCAUCUUCCCGGAGUCAGACAGCCAGAUCUUCUCCUACCCCAAUCCGCCUCGGCGAGGCUUCACAGCCUGGGACCCCGUGGCCGUGGUGGCUCCCUUCUGGGACGAUGCUGACUUCUCCAUCCGUCGGGGAACCAUAUUUUACCAGGAAUAUGAGACAUUCUAUAAUGAAUACAACCCGCUAGUCUGGCAGGUGGAGUCUUGGAUUCGAAGGUUCACAAACUCCUGGAGCUACAAAGCCAAGUGGACCUUAAAGGUCACCUGGGCCAACGCCCCCGCCUAUCCUGCCCAGUGGACCUUCGGGACCUGCACCUACCAGGCCAUCCUCUCCACCGACGGGAGCAUGUCCUACGCGCUGUUUCUUUACCAGAGCAAUGGGAUGCAGUGGGAUGUAGCCCAGCGCCCAGGCAACUCGGUCCUCAUGGGCUUCUCCAGUGCAGACGGGUAUUUUGCCAACAGCCCGCUGAUUUCCCGGCCAGUGUGGGAGAGGUAUCGUCCGGACCGAUGGCUGAAUUCCAGAUUAGGCCUCCGGGGGCUGCAGAUCUACAGGCUCCACAGGGAGGCGAUACCCAACUACCGUCUCAAGUGCCAGCAGUGGCUGCAGAGCCAGCCUCAGUGGCCCAGCUGGAACUGGAACCAGAUCUCCUGCCCUUGCACCUGGCAGCAGGGACGAUGGGACUUACGAUUCCGGCCUGUGGGCUCAGGCUGGUGGGGCCAUGGCGGUGGCCGGAAGCUGUGCCGCUUCUCCUCCUGGCAAGGAGGCGUGUGCUGCAGCUACGGGCCCUGGGGAGAGCUUCGUGAAGGCUGGAGAGUGCACAGUCCUUGGCACUUUGAGCAGGAACUGGAGGCGCAGAGCUGGUGCUGCCACUGGAAUGACAAGCCCUUCUUCUGCUCACUGUACCAGCGGAGGCAGCCGCCCAUCAGCUGUGCUGGAUACAGGCCCUCCAGGCCGGGCUGGAUGUUUGGGGACCCCCACAUCACCACCUUGGAUGGCGCCAAUUACACCUUCAAUGGGCUGGGGGACUUCCUGCUGGUCCGGGCCUGGGAUGGGAACUCCUCCUUCCUGCUGCAAGGCCGCACUGCCCAGACCGGCUCCGCCCAGGCCACCAACUUCAUCGCCUUUGCAGCUCAGUAUGAGUCCAGCAGCCUGGCCCCCAUCACGGUUCAAUGGUUUCUGGAGCCCAAUGACACAAUCCGUGUGCUGCACAAUAACCAGACUGUGACAUUUGAGACUGACCUUGAAGAUGCAGAAGGCCAGGAGAUUUUCAACACCACCGGGGUGCUGCUGACCCGCAACGGCUCUCAGGUCUCAGCCAGCUUUGACGGCACGGUGGCCAUCUCGGUGAUGGCUGUCUCCCACCUCCUCCACGCCUCCUCCAGCCUCCCAGAGGAGUACCAGGGCCGCACGGAGGGCCUCCUGGGGCUCUGGAACAACAAUCCCGACGAUGACUUCCGGAUGCCCAAUGGCACUUCCGUGGCCCGCGGGAGCUCCGAGGAGCAGCUUUUCCACUAUGGGAUGACCUGGAAGCUCAACGGGACAGGCCUCCUUGGCCAGAGGGACGACCGGCUGCCUCCCACCUUCACCCCUGUCUUCUUCUCCCAACUGCUGGACAACAGCUCCUGGGACCCGGCUCUGGUCUCUGGGUGCAGUGGAGACAGACAAUGCAUCUAUGACGCGCUGGCCAUGCGAGACGCCGGUGCAGGAAUCCACACUAGGACGCUGUUUAGAAAGUACCGGCAGAUGAACGCCACCCAGAAUCAGUUCCCGCCCUCCAUCAAGGGUGAGCACGUGAUUGGCGCCUAUAAGGGGAAGACCGUGUGGAUUCCGUACACCAGCGACUCAGAGAAUGUCGUGUUCACGCUCAGAAACAACUGCCCUGACAUCAAGCUCUUCGAGAACGGGACGUUGCUGUGGACCCCGAAGUCACUGGAACCAUUCACUCUGGAGAUCCUAGUGAGAAGCACCAAGACGGGCCUGUCGUCUGCCUUCCAGCCCCAGACCGUGCUCUGUGCGUGCAGUGCAGAGAGCCAGUGUCUGUACAACCAGACCAGCUGGGUGGGCAAUUCCUCCCUCCAGGUGACUGACUGCAAGUGUGAUGGGGACACCUUUGGCCGCUUCUGUGAGCGCUCCAAGGACCCCUGUGAGGAGGAGUGCUUCCCCGGCGUGAGCUGCGUUCCUGAGCGAGGCUGCGAGGCCUGCCCCAUGGACAUGACCGGAGACGGGCGGCACUGUGCAGCCCUGGAGAACUCCGACCUCUGUCAGAACCACUCCUGCCCUGUGAAUUACUGCCACAACCAGGGCCACUGCUACAUUGCCCCGACGCUGAGCUGCCAGCCCUCCUGCACCUGCCCCCCAGCCUUCACCGACGCCCGCUGCUUCCUGGCUGGGAACAGCUUCACUCCAACCACCCAUCAAGAUUUUCCCUUAAGAACCAUCCAGCUCUUGCUCAUCGAAGAUGAAAAUGCCUCCGUAGCAGAGGUCAACGCCUCGGUGGCCUACAGGCUGGGGACCCUGGACGUGCGUGCCUUCCUCUGGAACAGCCUAGUGGAACCAAUCGCCUCUCCGGUCCCCGGCUCCGGAAGCCCCAUUCAGCGCUGGAAGGUCACCUCGCAUUUCCAGUACCGGCCUCAGGGCCCUGUCAUCGACUUCCUCAACAACCGGCUCCAGGAGGCGGUGGUGCAGGCCUUCUUCCUGCAGGCUCAGAGGAGGAGGUGGAAGAGGAGCGAGGGGCCCAGGAACAACGUGCUCUUCUACCCCAUCUCCAGGGCGGACGUGCAUGACCUCGCAGCGCUGAAUGUGAGCACGCUGGAGACAUACCUCAAAUGCAGUGGCUACGAGGGCUACCACCUGGUCUACGGCCCCCAGAGCGGCUUCACCUGCACGUCCCCGUGCGCCGAGGGCUACUGUGACCACGGAGGCCAGUGCCAGCACCUGCCUGACGGGCCCCGCUGCAGCUGUGUGCCCUUCUCCAUCUACUCGCCCUGGGGCGAGCGCUGCGAGCACCUGAGCGUCAAAGUCGGUGCCUUCUUGGGGAUCCUCUUCGGGGCCCUGGGCGCGCUCCUGCUGCUGGCGAUCGCCACGUUUGUGCUCCUGCGCUUCUGCGCCUGCGGCAGAGUCAAGUCCUGCUCCUACCCUCUGGGCUUGGUGGGCUGA